This is a messenger RNA of Closterium sp. NIES-65, 997 nucleotides long. NCBI's taxonomy places the organism in Eukaryota, Viridiplantae, Streptophyta, Zygnematophyceae, Desmidiales, Closteriaceae. The record is from the annotation of a GenBank genome assembly.
UUAUGUCCUGCACUGGACCGUUGGAAUUAACUCCAUCUCUUACGCCGCCGAAGUCGCGACCACCGGCUGGGUCGCCCUCGGCUGGUCCAAGGACGGCAAGAUGGCCGGCAGCGAUGCAGCGAUUGGCAAUCUGCCACCUGGCACCAUCACUGACACUGCGAACGGCAACCCGGCCCCCAUUGGCGCUUACUACAUUCGCGCGAAGAACGCGGCGGAUAUUGUGCCGAACCCGCGUCUCGGACUGUCGUUGACUGCCGUGACUACUCGCGAUGGCAAGACCAUUGUCGAAUUCGAGAGGGAAUUGGCUUCAGGCAACGUUCCCCUAUUUCUUGAUGCCGUUGCUAACGUCAUCUUUGCUUACUCCGACGGAAAUUCGAAGGAGUUGAAGUAUCACGGUGCCAACAGGGGUUCUGCGAGGGUUGGAUACAACAAUGGCACAACUACAAUUACCACCACCCCAGUUCCCACCACAACCUACGGAAAUUCCGCGUCUUUUAUCGCACACGGUUUCUUCAUGACGUUCGCGUUCGCUAUCCUGAUGCCGUCUGCCAUCAUUAUAGCGCGUAUGUUCCUCGCAGCUGACCAGAUUUCGGAUCCGUUAUUGUACAGCACAAGCGGUGACGCGAACGGUUUGGCUGCUGGGCUGACCGCGAGCCUUUCCGAGCAGGACGAAGCGCGAAGGGCUCUGUGGUUCAAGGCGCAUAUGAUCCUGCAGAUCGUAGCCGUUGUUUUUAUUUUCACUGGUGCAGUGAUUGCUCUGGUUACCAGUGGCACUCGCGGAUUGGAUUACCUUCACGGGCAGCUGGGGCUGGCGAUGUUCAUCAUUGUGUUGGUUCUGCCCGUUGGGGGAUUCGUGAAGCCUUCGCGAAACUCCGGUUACCGUGUGUUCUGGCGUUUUGGUCACUGGUUCGUGGGGAUUGUCGCGGUGGUGCUGGGUUGGGUGAACGUGUUCCUCGGCCUCGACCGUUACACUACAAUGUUCUCUGGAAACCAGAAG